CAAAAUGCAGUUAAAAUGAACAGCGAUGAAACGAUUAAAACGAAUGCAAAAGAAGAAAAGAAUGAAGUGACGUCAUCCUCAGUGGUCACGUGCAGUAGCAGCAGGAGAAGAAGACAAGUGGCACCGAAAUUUCGGGUUGAGGCAGGUCUGCUUGUCUGCUGUGCCACCUCCAAGAAAAUGCAGACAGCUUUACAAAAAUUGACAGGCUGGUGUUGGUGUUCCUGCUGGCCCAACCUCGGGGGAACUGCAGCAGAUGAAGAACCAUCGAUAACAACAGUCAAAAGGGUCCACGUCGAUGAGAAUGGGCGCCGAGUUGUCGAGACGAAAACCGUGCAGAGGUCUCUGCUUCGGAAGAAGAUUGUGAAUCGACCCGAUGGCAGUCAGGACGUUGUGGAAGAGCUGGUGACAUCCGGAAGUGGAACUUCCCUUUGUCGCGACCGUCCAAUGACAGAGGACCAGUUUCAGAAGGAUUCUCUCGCAUGGCAUAACUAUUAUCGCAGUCUGCACGGCACACCGCCGCUCGCUCUUUGCCCAAAAUUGAAUGAAGUAGCGAAGAAAUGGGCGCAGCAGCUCGCCGUGAAUGACAAAUUUGAACACAGCCCCGACGACACAUACGGUGAGAACGUGUACGUGAAAUGGUCCAGCAACCCGAACCACCAAAUUACAGGACGCGACGCUGUUGAAUCCUGGUACUCUGAGAUUGCGGAGUAUCGCUGGAACGGACAAGAGCCCGACCUAGCAGCGACCGGUCAUUUCACGCAGCUCAUUUGGAGAGACACCACUCACGUAGGCACAUCGUUUGCGCGCAGCGCCAACAACAAAAUUCUUGUAGUUGCAAACUAUAAUCCACCGGGAAAUGUGACUGGACUAUUUGGGCAAUGUGUGCCACCUGCAAUCAAAUACCACACAUAAAUACCGACGUCCUUUGACACGUACGUCUAAUGAUCUGUACGUGAGGAAAAAAAAAAUCUUACCGUUUAUCACA
Ornithodoros turicata is the source of this 985-nucleotide messenger RNA. RefSeq lists its product as uncharacterized. Bases 16 to 912 code for a protein of 298 amino acids. NCBI's taxonomy places the organism in Eukaryota, Metazoa, Arthropoda, Arachnida, Ixodida, Argasidae. Gene Ontology annotation, cellular component: extracellular region. The transcript is spliced from 5 exons. The record is from RefSeq and is a predicted model, not a curated record.